Molecule: messenger RNA, 3434 nt
Organism: Sphaeramia orbicularis (orbiculate cardinalfish)
Lineage: Eukaryota; Metazoa; Chordata; Actinopteri; Kurtiformes; Apogonidae
Gene: rbm25b
Product: RNA binding motif protein 25b
Exons: 17
Coding region: 166-2625 (819 amino acids)
Biological process (GO): regulation of alternative mRNA splicing, via spliceosome
Cellular component (GO): spliceosomal complex
Molecular function (GO): mRNA binding
Source: RefSeq, a predicted model, not a curated record
CGUAGUGCGCCUGCGUCAAUGUUUUGUAGGCCCGUAAGUAGCCAACGUGCUAAUCCAACAAACGAAACGUUAGAAAGACUUUCAACAUUAAUAAUCUUCGGAUAGCGUUUUUUUUAGCCCCCCUAAACGCCGCCUGACACGGGGUCGGUUCAAUACACAUCCAGGAUGUCCUUCCCCCCACAUUUAAACCGGCCGCUUCUACCACCUCCUGGGAUACCCCCUCAAUAUGCUGGCUUUCCCUCUGGAACCCCAAUGAUCCCAGUCCACAUGGGCAUCAUGACACCCACCCCUACAGUAAUGGUGCCCUCGGUGCCAGUGGUCAGUAAGCCUCCUGUACCGAAGAAGGAUAUUCAAGCUAUGCGAGCCAAAGAGAAUGAUGAGAACAGCGGCCCCACGACAACUGUGUUUGUAGGGAACAUAUCAGAGAAAGCUUCAGAUAUGCUGAUCAGGCAGCUGCUUGCGAAAUGUGGAAUUGUCCUUAGCUGGAAGAGAGUUCAGGGAGCAUCUGGAAAGCUUCAAGCCUUUGGUUUUUGUGAAUACAAAGAGCCUGAGUCCACAUUAAGAGCCUUGCGCCUGCUUCAUGAUCUCCAGAUUGGAGACAAAAAUUUGCUGGUUAAGGUAGAUGCUAAGACUAAAGCCCAGCUGGAUGAGUGGAAGGCGAAGAAGAAGACUGCGAAUGGGAAAGAGAAGGCUGAGGAUGGUGGAGAUGAUGAAGAAGAGGUCUUAGAUGAAGAGACAAAGAAGAAAGACCAGAUUAUUAAAGGUGCCAUUGAUGGAUUGAUGCGGGAAUAUGCUGCAGAGCUCAACGCACCAUCACAGGAUGAGGACUCCCAGCGAAGAAAGAGAAAAAAGGAGAAAAAAGAAGAGGAUGACAUUAACACUAUUGAUAUGGAGGAGGACAAGAGAGACCUGAUUUCCAGAGAGAUUAGUAAAUUUCGAGACACUCACAAGAAACUGGAAGAGGAGAAAGACAAACGGGAGAAGGAGCGCCUGGAGUUUGAGCGAGAAAGGAGGGAACGUGAAAAAGAGCGAGAGCGGGAAAGAGAGCGGCGGGACCGUGAACGCGAGAAGGAGCGAGAGAGGGAGAGAGAGAGGGAAAGAGAGCGGGAACGGGAGAGAGACAGAGACAAAGACCGCGAUCGCAGGACCAGAGAAAGAGAGCGAGACAGAGACUGGGACAGAGACAGAAGUCGUGACAGGAGCGCGGAACGCAGCCGAUCCAGGGAGGUGAGUCGGGACCGAGACAGAGAGAAGAAACGAGACCCAGAGGAUGAAGAGGAAGCAUAUGAACGCAGGAAGCUGGAAAGGAAACUUAGAGACAAGGAAGCAGCCUAUCAGGAGCGUUUAAAAAACUGGGAGCUCAGGGAGAGGAAGAAGGCACGGGAUUAUGCUAAGGAAGCAGAGAGAGAAGAUGAACGCAGACGAGAAAUGGUGAAGGAAGGCAAACGACUGAAAGAGUUCCUCGAAGAUUAUGAUGAUGACAGAGAUGAUCCGAAGUACUACAGGGGCAGUGCGCUGCAGAAGCGUCUCAGAGACCGAGAGAAGGAGAUGGAGGCGGACGAGCGUGACAGGAAGAGAGAGAAGGAGGAGCUGGAGGAAAUCAGACAGAGGCUGUUAGACGAGGGACAUCCAGACCCAGACGCAGAGCUGCGCAGGAUGGAGGAGGAAGAGGAGGAGCGUCUGAGACAGCCUCCCAUCAUCCAGGAGCCAGAGCCUGAGGAUGACCGCGACCGCCACAGGAGUUCACGAGACCAUCGGGACCACCGGGACCACCGAGACCGCCGAGCGGAGCAGGACCGAGACCGAGCAGAGGCCCGCUCACGCCCCGCCCACUCAGACGACGAGGUGGAAGAGGGCGAGGAGGAUGAUUAUGACAACGAUGAUAACCCAGACACGAAACCUACAAUGAAGCCCACGAUGCGGCCCAUCACAGCAGCACCCUCGGUGUCCUCGGCCAGUGGCAACGUGUCACCCAACACGCCUGGGGACGAGUCGCCCUGUGGAAUUAUCAUCCCCCAUGAGAACUCGCCUCCUGAGGCCCUUCCACAGGAGGAACACCGGCCCAAGAUCGGCCUCAGCCUCAAACUGGGUGCCACAGGGAGCCCCAGUCAGCCCAACGUAGGUAAAAGGAAGAAGCUGCCGGUGGACAGUGUCUUCAACAAAUUUGACGACGAAGAGGCAGACGAGCAGCCCCGGAAGAGGAAGCUGGUGCCUCUGGAUUACGAUGACGACAAGAGCUUAGGCGUGGACGGGGCCGGACUCUCCAACAUUAAAGGAGCCAACGCCGAGGAGAAACGCAAACACAUCAAGAGCCUCAUAGAAAAGAUCCCCACAGGAAAACCGGAACUGUUCUCCUACCCACUUGACUGGUCCAUGGUGGACACGACGUUAAUGGAGCGCCGCGUUCGCCCUUGGAUCAAUAAAAAGAUCAUUGAGUACAUCGGGGAAGAAGAGCCAACAUUAGUGGACUUUGUCUGCUCUAAGGUGAUGGCUCACAGUAUGCCACAGAGUAUCUUAGAUGAUGUUGCUAUGGUUCUCGACGAAGAAGCCGAAGUCUUCAUAGUGAAGAUGUGGCGGUUGCUCAUUUAUGAAACGGAAGCUAAGAAGAUUGGACUUGUGAAAUAAGCCGCAUAAAUGAAGAUCAGAUUUUUUUUUUUUUUUUUUUCCUUUCAUAGUGUAUAAAAGUGUAGCGCAAGUAUGUCACCCCCAAACAAAGCGACUUCUCCAUACCAGUCCAAACUGUAACUGCAGGUUCUGUUCAUUCUUACAUUUGCACAGGUCAUGUAUUUUUGUUUUCAACAUACUCAGGCGACACCCACCUCUGUUCGCAGGUGCUCAUUGUGUCUGUGUGCUUUUGUGUAAAUACAGUAAACCAUUAUUUGACUGAUAGAAGAAUCGUGAGAGGAAACUACUGACAGACACCCAGGACCAUCGUUCUGCUGCCAGAUAAGGUCUUUUAGUUUUAUUUAUAUACAUGCCAACAUUUGUAGGAUGCGUACAGGUUACCGGUUUUUAAAUCUUUCUAAAGGUCCUUGGUUUGAGAUCAGAUUUGCAGUCGAAUGUAGUUUGGUUUAGUCAACACAGACGUAAGGAUGUGUAACUACAACCAAGGAUGUGAAUUUUUUUUUUUCUGGGGUUAUUUAUUCAGGGAUGUGGACACAACUCAACUGUAUUUCUGUCAAAAAUACCUUCCUUAACUUUUCCUUCUCACAUUCCUUAUAAAUGUGGUGGCAUGUAGUCGUCCUCAGACAGUUUCACAAUACACCGAGCUGCCAUUUUGUUACAUCCACGUGACAACCCUGCAGCUGUCAAAGCACACAAGUCAUAACCACUAAAGGAAAACGAGCUAAGAACGGGAAAACUAUUUCAAGUUGUGAAGAUGCUCUCAUUUGUUUUUGUAUUGGUGAACAUUUGAAUAAAAAUUGAUUUUUAUA